This is a messenger RNA of Xenopus laevis (African clawed frog), 2653 nucleotides long. It is a transcript of the gene coq8b.L, whose product is annotated as acoenzyme Q8B L homeolog. Gene Ontology annotation, biological process: ubiquinone biosynthetic process. The record is from RefSeq and is marked provisional. Lineage: Eukaryota; Metazoa; Chordata; Amphibia; Anura; Pipidae.
CCCAAAUAGGAGUCCUUGUACUGAGCAGCACAGGAGGAAAGGAAGGUCCUCAAAAUGUGGAGCGAAGUGUCCUUGGUGUUCCGUGGUGCAUCUCGUGUAGGACAGGCUGUAGUGGAUAUUCAGGCCGAACAGCUGCGGAUGUUUAUUCUUACCUCCACGCUGGGAAAAGAGAUUAAGUCUGUGCAGAAUACUGCAGAGCGUUGUGCUGGUGCUAUCUUUACUCGUUGUCAGACUAGAAUGCCUGAUUCAAGGGAACGCUCUUCUUUCUCAGAACUUGAUGCUUCCAAUUGGACCAUAGCGUCAGAGUUUCCUCCCUCAGAGGAGCCAACGGACAACAGUGAUGGAACUGUCAGAUCAAGCACAUUUACUUCAUUUUCUUCAGGGAGGGCCUCCGGGUUUACUGGAGUUAACACUGGACAGGUCAGGGCAUAUCGAAGUUACAGCACGAUUAGAGGUCUCACAGCUGAGGAGCUCAAGAGGGCAAGGGAGUCAAAGGUUCAGAAAGGAACAGAGGAACAAGGAAGAUACAAACAACAGAAGCUCAGUGAUAGAGCAAGAGAAAGGAAAGUACCUGCAUCUCGAAUAAGCCGCUUGGCAAAUUUUGGAGGUCUUGCAGUUGGGCUUGGAAUCGGUGCUCUUACAGAGGUGGUCAAGCAGUCUCUGAAUCGAGAGGAAAAGCAGGACAAUAAUCAUUCCAUUCUGGAAUCUAAUACUUUAUUGAAUGAAGCCAAUGCUGAAAGGAUUGUUGACACUCUUUGCAAAGUGAGAGGCGCUGCAUUGAAGAUUGGGCAGAUGCUGAGUUUGCAAGAUAACAACUUUAUUAGUCCACAGCUACAGAAAAUCUUUGAACGAGUCAGACAAAGUGCAGACUUUAUGCCAGCCUGGCAAAUGACUAAAGUGCUGGAAAAUGAACUGGGACAUGGUUGGAGAGAGAAGCUGGAAUACUUUGAGGAAAGACCUUUUGCAGCUGCUUCCAUUGGUCAGGUCCACCUUGCCCGCCUUUUGGAUGGCCGUGAAGUAGCCAUGAAGAUUCAGUACCCUGGAAUUGCUCAAAGUAUACAUAGUGAUGUGGAAAAUCUCCUAUCAAUACUUAAAAUGAGUGUGGUUAUUCCUGCAGGUUUGUUUCCUGAAACCAGUGUCCAAGUCUUACAGAAGGAGUUAACAUGGGAAUGUGACUACACACGUGAAGCCAAGUCUGUCAAAAGAUUCAGGCAUCUUCUCAAUGAAGACCCUUUCUUCAGUGUGCCACAAGUAAUUGAUGAGCUUACAACUGAGAGGGUGCUAACAAUGGAACUUGUGCCUGGGGUUCCACUGGAUCAGUGUGUUGAGAUGGACCAGGAAACACGCAACCAGAUCUCGUACAACAUCCUGCGUCUCUGUUUGCAGGAAGUUUUUGAUUUUCACUUCAUGCAGACAGACCCUAACUGGUCUAAUUUCUUCUAUGAUACAGAAAGCAAUAAGGUGAUUCUACUGGACUUCGGUGCCAGUAGAGAAUUUGGAGAAAAAUUUACAGAUGAUUAUAUAGAGGUUAUCAAGGCAGCAGCAGAUGGUGACAGAGCAAAAGUCCUUCAGAAAUCACAGGACCUUCGGUUUUUGACAGGUUUUGAAACAAAGGUGUUUGAAGAAGCUCAUAUAGAUGCAGUGAUGAUUCUUGGCGAAGCUUUUGCUUCAGAUGUGCCAUUCAAUUUCGGUACCCAGAACACCACUCGUCGGAUCCAUGACUUAAUUCCUGUCAUGCUGAAGGAUCGAUUGACCCCACCUCCGGAGGAAACGUACUCUCUUCACCGUAAAAUAGCUGGGUCCUUUCUCAUCUGUGCUAAACUUCAGGCAGUUAUUCCAUGCAAGGAGCUAUUCCAGAGAUUUUAUUGCGAGUACUGGGAGAGGCGCAGCAAUGGAGCACAGAGGACAAGCACUUGUUAAACACCCCUUUUCUAAGGUGUUACAUUAGGUAGUAAAUUACUAUUGUGCUCUGAUUACAACAUCUUCAGCCACACAUUCCGGGAUCCAGUAUAAGCAUAUUCUUUGCUCUGGAUACCUGGAAGCAAGUUCCAUCCGUGGUCCUGCUCUAUUACCUCAUCUUGCUAAACUAGAUUUGAGGAACAAGGCAAGAGGGUAGAAAUAGCUCACCUAUUGCUUUGUGUAAAUAUUAUGUUGUAAACAGAUUAUAUUCAAUUCAGUGAGGGAUUCAAACAAGUAGAGGUGGGGGUCUGAGGUUGCUGAAAAUGAGGGAAGAAGAUGUUGAGGAAGAAUGUCAUUAUAUGGUCAGUCUGCUGCUACAUCCUAUGACAUGAUUAGAAUGCCAUUAUAAUACACAAAAGCCAUGAAUAUCUUGUAAAUUAUAUCCUUUUAAACAAUGACUUUGGUUAUCAGUUAUAAACGGUGAGUUCUGAUGUCAUUUUUGUCACAUGACUCACUAGAACUUGUGUAUUAUAAUAAAUAAAGUAUCCCUUGUUGGAAAAUGUAAGGAAAUUAGAAGUCACCUCAGAGUUCCAUGACCUGUAUAAAAGCAUGGAACAAUGGUCAUGGAACUCCUCGGUAACUUAUAAUAUCCUAAGCGGGUACUUUAUUCACUAUAUAUAUGGGUCAGAACAAAAAUGAUGAGGAGUUACACAAACUAUUCUUUCUCUUUCCCCCAUUGUGGCAAAAAAUACAA